AUGACUAAGAGGGAGGCAGAGGAGUUGAUAGAAAUAGAAAUUGAUGGAACUGUGAAGCAGGAAGGCACUGAAGAAAGCAUCGUUGAGCCAACCUACACCACAGCAGAAUUCGUGAGUCAGGCUAUUGACAUCAAUGAACCCAUUGGAAAUCUUAAGAAGCUGCUGGAACCCAGACUGCAGUGUUCCUUGGAUGCACAUGAAAUCUGCCUGCAAGAUAUCCAGCUGGACCCAGAUCGGAGCCUUUUUGAUCAAGGAGUGAAAACAGAUGGAACAGUGCAACUUAGUGUGCAAGUAAUAUCUAGGCAAGGAAUAGAGCCCAAGCUGAACAUCCUUGAAAUUGUAAAGCCUGUGGAGACUGUGGAGGUAGUGAUUGAUCCAGAUGCUCAUCAUGGAGAGGCUGAAGCUCACCUUGUUGAGGAAGCUCAGGUGAUAACCUUGGAUGGAACAAAACAUAUUACAGCAAUUUCAGAUGAAACCUCUGAGCAAGUGACACGAUGGGCUGCGGCACUGGAAGGCUACCGGAAGGAGCAGGAGCGCCUCGGAAUACCUUACGACCCAGUGCAGUGGUCUACAGACCAGGUGCUCCACUGGGUGGUGUGGGUGAUGAAGGAGUUCAGCAUGACUGACAUCGACCUCAAUGCCCUCAGCAUUCCUGGGCGGGAGCUCUGUAGCCUCAGCCAAGAAGACUUCUUCCAGCGUGUCCCACGAGGAGAAAUCCUUUGGAGCCACCUGGAGCUUCUCCGAAAGUAUGUGUUGGCUAGCCAAGAGCAUGCUGGAGAAAUAGCAACUGUUACUAUUGAUCAGCCUGUGCAGAUUAUUCCAGCAUCUGUGCAGCCUGCUACGCCGACCACCAUUAAAGUGAUAAACAGCAGUGCAAAGGCAGCUAAAGUACAGAGAGCUCCAAGGAUCUCUGGAGAAGAUAGGAGUUCCCCUGGGAACAGAACAGGGAACAAUGGCCAGAUUCAGCUGUGGCAGUUUCUGCUAGAACUUCUUACUGAUAAAGAUGCUCGGGACUGUAUUUCUUGGGUUGGUGAUGAAGGAGAGUUUAAAUUGAAUCAACCUGAACUGGUUGCACAGAAAUGGGGACAGCGCAAAAACAAGCCCACAAUGAACUAUGAGAAGCUGAGUAGAGCUUUGAG
Acanthisitta chloris (rifleman) is the source of this 1139-nucleotide messenger RNA. It is a transcript of the gene GABPA, whose product is annotated as GA binding protein transcription factor, alpha subunit 60kDa. Gene Ontology annotation, cellular component: nucleus. Lineage: Eukaryota; Metazoa; Chordata; Aves; Passeriformes; Acanthisittidae. Gene Ontology annotation, molecular function: DNA-binding transcription factor activity, RNA polymerase II-specific; sequence-specific DNA binding. Gene Ontology annotation, biological process: cell differentiation; regulation of transcription by RNA polymerase II. The annotation marks the transcript as partial. The record is from RefSeq and is a predicted model, not a curated record. The transcript is spliced from 8 exons.